Linum trigynum is the source of this 3829-nucleotide messenger RNA. Lineage: Eukaryota; Viridiplantae; Streptophyta; Magnoliopsida; Malpighiales; Linaceae. The record is from the annotation of a GenBank genome assembly.
UGAUAACCUUUUUAGUCUAAUAUGGGUCUCUUUUUAACAUAAUAUUCAGCUGAACAAUGGGAAUGCAGCCUAUGAUAUGUGUGAAUGCUAUAUAUUUUGGGUUACUCCAAGUUUGCAGGAUCGAAUUUAGUUUGCUAAAGUUUCUUCUUUCAGAGGUACAAGUAAGAAUUUCUUUUACUUUUCCCUAGAAGUAUGUUCGUUUCUUGUGAUUUAGUUCUUAGGCGCUUUUCCCAUUGUAUACAGAAUGAUUUGAUGUGAUCCUCUCCUCAUGUGACUCUUAAACCUUCUUGUUUCUUUUGUUGCAGACUUGGAAAACGAGGCAGAACUGCCCAACAAUGGUGGCUAUCAUUCAGUAGCAUUUUCAUAUGGGGAGACCCAUUCAUCUGACGACCACAAUAAUGUGGAUGCUGAAUGUGGUUUUCGUCCACCAUUCUCAGUGCCUGAACACAUGGUUCAGAAGCUGGUAAGUGUAAAUUCAUACUUCUAAGUGCUUUUGGAUUCUUUUAUUCUUCUAAUGUGAUUGUUUGUUUGAUACUUGUCCAGUGCGGCGGUGUGGUAGUUGUCUAAGGUGCAUAUGUUAUUCUAAGGCUUACCAUGUCUAAGUUUCAGAUGCUCGGAGCAGGAAUUGGACUUCUUCAAGGUUGUCACUCACAGGCUCCUUGUCUUCUUUUGAUGUCUUGACUCUUGACAAGGGGCCCUAAAGGUGGGAUUAGGAUGACAGAAAUAUAUUACAUUCUCAGCCUAUCAGGAAUUAUUGGGUAGAGAUGAAAUGGUUGAUAGACGACUUGUAACAGUAUGCAUAUUGAUCUUUAUUGUUAUGUGGAUAUGUACCUCAGGUGUUCCCUAGUGGGAUUCUUUAGUAAGAUGUCUGCUUUCCUGGGACUCAAGGAUUACAAUUGUCAUUGCUGACAGGAACAUGUUUUACCUUUGUGUUCUCUGCCUUUUCAGCCACCUACCGAAAAGGUACAUCAGAUCAUUGCAAGGACUGCCUUGUUUGUGCACACUCACGGGGGCCAGUCAGAAAUUGUUUUGAGGGUGAAACAAGGGGACAAUCCAACAUUUGGAUUCCUGAUGCCUGACCAUGAUCUUCAUCCAUACUUUAGGUUCCUUGUUGAUCAUCAAGACCUUAUGAAGUCUGACAUCAAAAGCAAGUCUGUGGAAGAAGAGAAUAGUUGUAGGAGCAGCCUUGAAGAGACUGGUGGGGCUUUGUCUUUGCUUGGCUCAUUAUAUGGAUCAGCAGAGGAUGAAGAAGGUGCUUCUGAGAAUGCAUUAUCACUUAAGAAAAAUGACCUCGAGGAGGCUGUUGAUCCAGAUAAAACCACAGUUUCCGCAGGAUUGCAAGAACUUGAUUCUUCUAUACUUGCUGCUGCAAGAGAUGAGAAGUCUGUCAAGCAUCAUAUUCCUUCUUUGAAAGAUGCACCUAAGGUCAUAAGAAGAAACCAUAGCAUUAGCACAGUGAAGGCAGGAACCAUUCACGGGUUCAAGAAAGAAGGUAGUUCAUCAGGCUGUGUUCCCUCCACUGUUGACAAAGUGCAGAAUUCUAGUUCAAGCAACCUCUGUAAGCCAGAACUACCAAUCGUGGAGCCUCCAUCUGAUAUGAAGAGAGUAGUCGAUAAGAUAGUUGAGUUCAUUCUCCGAAAUGGGAAAGAAUUUGAAGCAGUUCUUGUCCAGCAGGAUGCUAAACAUGGGAGAUUUCCCUUCCUUUCGCCAUCAAAUCAGUAUCACCUAUAUUACCUAAAGGCUCUUCAGAAGGCUCAAGAGCCAAAAUUAGCUGGCAAAAGCUGCAAUUCGGAGAAGAAUGGUGCCGGGGAAGAAAGUGAAUCUCUGUCUUUACCCUCUGACAUACCAUAUGAUUCAGAUAAGAAGGAAAAGUUCAAGAUGGUGAUUGGAAAGUCCAAGAGGGAAGGACAACCUGAUGCAAAUACAUCAGCUGCUUCUCAGGCACAACCUGCUGGAGUUAGUAUGGAUGCAGCCACAACAGCUGCUAUUCUUCAGGCUGCCAGAAAAGGCAUGACGUAUCCUAACCUGGAUAUCUUUUCAAAGAAUUCACAGAACUGUGAUAGUCAAGGCCGCAGCAGUGGAGAUGGUGGUGAGCCCGGUAGUUUCAAUAGCUCUCAGCCUCAUGCAUCCACUCAAAAGAUGGUUCCUCUAGCGAAGGCCAUUGCCAAGACUGCGGCUAUUGCUGCAGCAGACGAGGCUGAUUCCUCUGAAGCUGGCCUAACGAGAGAGCAAAAGCUAAAGGCUGAAAGGCUGAAACGAGCGAAGAUUUUUGCUGCAAUGAUAAAAGGUGGAGCUGCUGCUCCCUUGAAAAAUGAACCACUGCACCGUGUUCCAUCUUUAGAACCACCUGAUUCUGGUUUGUCAAGGUCAGGAGGAGCCUCGGAUGCUAAUAAUGUUGUGGAUUAUAGAGAAAGGGAUGGGAGUUUAGCUCCAAUGCAUGCUGAUAGUUCUGAGAAAAUUGAAAAGAUGGAGAAUACAAAACAACAUGCUGAAGCAUUGAUGGAUCUGCGGUCUAAGAGGAGUUACCGUCCCCGAUCUGCAAAGGAUGAAGAAGAAGAAGAAGGGGAGGAAGAAAUGAAGGAAGACGGGGAAGAACAUAAACAUUCCAGGAAGAAGAGGCGUUCCAAUGGUUCAUCACAUCAUCAUAGUAGGGACACUGGGAAGCACAAGAGAAGGCGUUCAUCUCAUCCUAAUCGUGCAAACUCUUCGGAUGAUGAAGAUGGGCACUCUAGACACAAGCACAAGGAAAGUUUAUCUUCCGAAGAUGAGCAUGCUCAAAAGCGUAGGCACUCUGAUCGCAGAAGGCACAAACACAAUGCUUCCUCAGAUGACGAGCGCAAGCGCCCUCGACAUCGUCAUCAUGAUCACAUUGACUCUUCUGGUGAUGAACGUAAGCACUCUCGACGUAAGCACAAUAAGCACAUGGACUCUGACGAUGAUAGACAUGAGCACAAACGGACGUCCAGAAGGGACAGGAGGGUUUCAAAGUCGGGGAGAGACGCGGAAAUGGAGGAAGGGGAGGUUCUUGCUAAAUCAUCCGAUCAGUCCAAAGCAAGCGAGACUCGGAAUUCAGGCAGUAGAGAAACUUCUGUGGAGCUGUCGAAAUCUGGUCGAGACAGUGCAAAGACAGCUCCGUUGCCCGAACCCGGUCAAAAAACAGACGAUGUUCCUGAUGACCUUAGAGCAAAAGUACGUGCCAUGCUUAUGGCAACCUUGUAAGCUAUCAUUUUCUAGGCAAUGUAGCUCAAGUGUACUACUCCCUUAUAAGUCUGUAAUCUCACCGUGCGGCACUCUUCCUAUCGGUGCUCCUCGUUGCCCUUGUUGGGAAGUUUGAUUUAUCAUAGUUCUCUGCAAUUAGCUUGCAGGAGUGUUUUUUUAAUGCAAGGGUUGUUUCUAAAUUAGGCGCUGCUUAAGAAAUUGAGACUGUAACAUCUAUGUUCAAGAGCAACGAUAUUACUACUGGACCGAAUCCUUGUUCACGAGUGUUGCGAAGGGCAUUUAGUGCAUGAAUUUUAUCAAUCCGGAGCAUGUCAUUAUGGCCUUUCCUUGCUCAUAGCCUCCCAUAUUGUAAUGAGUGGCAGGCAAUCUUUCUUUCUGUUAUCAAUCUCAGCCAUUAUGGAAGUUGGACAAAAGUGGUGGAGGUUCUCUUGGUGCUGUUCUCACUCAAUUGAAGGUAUGGCACCCUUCAAAUCUGCUCCUAACCAACUCUAUCUUGCAGUUGCAGGUAUGGGCAGUUGGUGGCGUUGAGAAAUGAGAACAAAAAAGAGGGGGAAGAACCCAUUUUCCUACUGUGCAGAAGCAAAGACAAAAAUAAUGCAUUCAGUUCAUC